AUGCUGUUUCUCCUGCUCGGCUCUCUCCUGCCUGCCGCUGAGGCCAGUGGGAAGAACUGUCUGCACUGCUGGCCGGAACUGCCUGCGUUGAUUGACUAUGACCUGCAGAUUCUUUGGGGCAUCCCAGGGCCACCUUCAGAGCUCUCCCAAAGUCAGGACCAUUUGGAAAAAGAAGCAGCCAAAUUAUUCAAUCACAUAGAUUUAGCCAUUAAGACAUUUCGAGAUGAUAAACCGUUACUUCUGGAAGAGGUUCGUGUCCAGAAGCAGCUAUUUCUCGACCGGCUGAAUGAAAUAUCUGAGGAGCUGAAGGAGAAGGACCCACGCUCCACACUGGAGGUCAUCAACUGUGCCAACUGCAGGGCACACUUCCUCACCUGCAAAGAGCCAACUCUCUGCCCAGCUGGGACCCAGAGGAGCGUCGUGUGGGCAGUGAGCCUCGGCAUCGCCCUGCCCCUGGCAGUCAUAGCUGGAGGAAGAUAUUACAUUUUCUGGCGCAAGAAGAAGGAGGAUGAGAAGGCAGAAGAGACCCCCUCUCCACCUUUUGCCACCUGCUCUCUGACCAGCAUGGACUAUCAAGAUGGCCCCCUUGCCCUCAGCUUCUGGUUGGGAUUGACCAGCAGCCCUGGGCCCCUCCUCGCUGAUUUUCUGGUCCUCUCAGCCUUAGCCCAAGCUCUGCCCUGA
This is a messenger RNA of Rhinolophus ferrumequinum (greater horseshoe bat), 681 nucleotides long. RefSeq names its product testis expressed 51 (gene TEX51). Bases 1 to 681 code for a protein of 226 amino acids. The transcript has 8 exons. The record is from RefSeq and is a predicted model, not a curated record. Lineage: Eukaryota; Metazoa; Chordata; Mammalia; Chiroptera; Rhinolophidae.